Molecule: messenger RNA, 4723 nt
Organism: Drosophila willistoni
Lineage: Eukaryota; Metazoa; Arthropoda; Insecta; Diptera; Drosophilidae
Product: semaphorin-2A
Exons: 16
Coding region: 403-2613 (736 amino acids)
Biological process (GO): positive regulation of cell migration; axon guidance; neural crest cell migration
Molecular function (GO): semaphorin receptor binding; chemorepellent activity
Source: RefSeq, a predicted model, not a curated record
AUAAAUGCAAAAAGUGCUUAAGGUGUUGCAAACAGCCGAAGAGCCGAACGAAAUCCUUUGAAUCCUUCGUCGUUUGCUGCUGAUGUUUAUUUAACACAGUUCCUCGUGCCACAGCAGGCAGUUAGUUCGUGUCUGCCACUCGUAACGGAACAUUGACGCACACUUCCGAGUCCCCUCAGUGAAAUGUGAAUUAAAGGAAAAGCCGCGUAAACUUACUUGAUCCCUGAGAAUACAAAAAAUUGUGAACAAAUGUCGUCGCUCAAUGAUAAGGCAAAACAAGCUCAAUACUAUUAGUUACAUAUCUCUAAUAUAAACCGCGCGUGUUGAGAAUACUUUAAGAGAGUACAAGCCAAAAAAAAAGGAAAACUCAACGGAAAAGGAUCUGGGAAUUUAUUAACAAUUAUGUUUUGCUCUAUGGCAAGACGCCUUAGGGCCACCUUGCUUUUACUGCUUGGCUGCCAAAUCAUUUACCAUGUGGAUUAUGCUCAAGCGGAUUACGAAAACACUUGGAAUUUAUAUUAUGAGCCACCCUGUUGCACAGGAGCAGCUGCUACUGCCCAUCAUUUAAGGCAUCAUAAAGAACAUGUCAAGGACUUUAGCUGCGGCCCAUUGCAUUAUAAAACUUUCUAUAUGGAUGAGCGUAACAAUGCGCUUUAUGUGGGUGCCAUGGAUCGCAUAUUUCGACUGAAUCUGCGUAAUAUAAGUCAAUCGAUUUGUGAGCGCGAUGUUUUGAUAUUGGAACCCACUGGCUCUGAUAUACUCAAUUGUGUGUCUAAGGGCAAAAGAGAGAAGGUGGAAUGCCGCAAUCACAUACGUGUUAUCCAGCCGAUGAAUUUCAAUGGUCAACGACUUUAUGUGUGUGGAACCAAUGCCCACAAUCCCAAGGACUAUGUGAUAAAUGCAAACUUAACACAUUUACCCAGAUCCCAGUACGUGCCUGGCAUUGGUCUGGGUAUUGGCAAGUGUCCCUACGAUCCUGCUGACAACUCAACCGCUGUCUAUGUGGAAAACGGAAAUCCCUUUGGUUUGCCUGCCCUGUAUGCUGGCACCAAUGCCGAAUUCACCAAAGCUGAUUCGGUUAUAUUCCGCUCGGAUUUGUACAACUUGACAAAUGGCCGCAAGGAGGCCAAUUUUAAGCGCACCGUUAAAUAUGACUCCAAAUUACUAGAUAAACCAAACUUUGUGGGCUCUUUUGAUAUUGGUGACUAUGUUUACUUCUUCUUUCGCGAACAUGCCGUGGAGUAUAUCAAUUGCGGCAAAGCUGUUUAUUCCCGUGUGGCACGUGUUUGUAAAAAUGACCGCGGUGGCAAAUACAUGAUCAGCCAGAAUUGGGCCACCUAUUUGAAGGCACGCAUGAAUUGCAGCAUAUCAAGCGAAUUCCCAUUCUAUUUCAAUGAAAUACAAUCAGUAUACAAAAUGCCCAACGAUGAUACAAAAUUCUAUGCAACAUUUACAACGAAUACAAAUGGACUGAUUGGUUCCGCUGUAUGCAGUUACGAUAUACGAGAUAUCAAUGCAGCCUUCGAAGGCAAAUUCAAGGAACAAGCCACAUCGAAUAGCGCCUGGCUGCCCGUACUGAACUCUAAAGUGCCGGAGCCACGUCCGGGUACAUGCCACAAUGAUACCGCCACACUGCCGGAUUCGGUGUUGAAUUUCAUACGUAAACAUCCGCUAAUGGAUAAGGCGGUCGAUCAUGAAUUUGGCAAUCCGGUCUUCUUUAAACGCGACAUUAUACUGACCCGUCUGGUGGUGGACAAGAUACGCAUUGAUAAACUAAACCAAGAGUUUCUUGUCUACUUUGUAUCAACGAGUAUGGGACAAAUCUAUAAAAUUGUACAAUUCAUGCACUAUGGCGAAAGACAUUCGAAUUUGGUUGACAUAUUCGAAGCCUCAAAUCAUAAUGAGCCCAUACGUGAGAUGACAUUGAGUCAGAAAACCGGCUCCCUGUACAUUGCCACCGAUCAUCAGGUGAAACAAAUUGAUAUAGCCAUGUGUGCACGACGUUAUGACAGCUGCUUCCGCUGUGUGGCGGAUCCAUAUUGCGGUUGGGACAAGGAAGUCAAUGCCUGUCGGCCAUAUCAACUUGGACUCUUGCAAGAUGUGGCCAAUGAGACUUCGGGUAUAUGUGACACGAGUGUGUUGCGUAAACGUGUUACCUCAUCGUAUGGCCAAACGUUGCAUCUAUCAUGUUUUGUCAAGAUGCCCGAAGUGUUGCGUAAAAAGCAAACACGUUGGUAUCAUCAUUCCACCGAGAAGGGACGCUAUGAGGUACGCUAUACACCCACCAAAUACAUUGAGACCAAUGAGGGCGGCCUUGUCUUGUUGGCUGUAAAUGAGGGCGAUGGCGGACGCUAUGAUAGCUACCUGGAUGGUACUCUUCUUUGCAGCUAUGGCGUUACAGUGGAUGCUCACAGAUGUUCGCCGCCCUCACAAAAGCAGGACUAUCAAAAGAUCUACUCACAUUGGUGCAAUGAGUUUGAGAAAUAUAAAUCGGCCAUGAAGCAAUGGCAGGCCAAACAGGAGCAAUGCGGUCUGAAGGAUAAUAAAAAUGGUCCUCUUAGUCCCAAUGGCAAGCAUGUCAAUGAUGUCUUCAGUAACGAUGCCUUGGUCUGACCUCGAAAGUACUUGUACAGCUUUGAGUUCUUGUCGGCGGGGGGCAUGAGUCUCCAUUCUUAUUGCUGCUGCUAUUAUCAGCAAUUGUAUAUUUAUGUGUUUGUUGUGCUUACCAUUUUGACUAGCUUCUAAAGUUUCUAGUUCAAAAAAGCAUUAACAAGAGGAGCCGAGCAUUCAACUACAAAGACUGAAAUUUUUUAAGCUUUUUAACGGACAAUAUUUCCCAAAAUAUAUAAUUUCAUUUGUUUAUUGUCGAUUUUUUUUUAUUUUUUACAAAAAUUCAAACGAUACACCAACAAGUUUUUGGUCAUGCUUUUGCGUUAAUACUAAACCACUCAUUCACUCACACAUACAUAUAUAUGUACACAAAUAUAUAAUUUAAUUUCCAUUCAAUCAACUAUAUAAACAAAAGUGUAGAAGCGAAAAUUUAACGAUAAAAGUUACUAUCAAAAGGAUCCUGCCACAACUGAAGCAAAAACAAAAAAAUGGAAAAAAUACGGUUUUACAACAUAAAAACAAAACACAACAAAAAAAAAAAGAACAGAGAAUCUCUAUUUCUAUGCCUAAGCAAAAACAAACAAAAAAAAAAAAUACAAAACAAAAUGAAGAUAAACGAAAAGUAAAUUCAAUAACCACCUAAAUGAGAUCGAUGAAAUCGAUCGAUCGAUCGAAAUCGUAUAUAUUAUUUAGGCUUUUCUUAUAUUUUGCAUUUCGUAAAACGCUUGGCCAUUUGAUUUAUGUGGGGAAAAUAAUGAAGGAGAUGAGAUCUUAAACGAAUUUGUAUUAUAAACUAGCAAUAUUUGUUUAAUUAAACUAGUAAUACAAAUAGUUAUAUAUAUAUAUAUACAAAAAUAUAUAAAGCUACUCAAAUAUAGUUGUAUGGAACCAAAAUUUAAUUAAAAGUCAAAGAAAAAACAAAAAAAAAAUAGAUAAAAAAUCAAAGCGCACAUUAUAAGCAACAUUUUUGACAACUUUACAACAUGUGAAAGUAUUUUUCAAAAUUUUCAAAAUCCUUUGGGCAUUCUGAAACCAUAAAAUCUUUACUUAGAUUUCAUUUUGAACUGUUUCUGACCUUAGAUUAGUUUGUGGUCUUAAAGAAAUGGGAUUUUCCUUUUUCCUGAAUAGGCUUUACCUUUUCGGCAUAACACUUUAUUUUCUUAAUACAUAGUCUGUCCGUUUCUUUGUUGAGCCAAUUAAUUGUCUGUCUGCUAAGUUCGUCUGUUUAUCUAACCGUCAAUACACAUAUUCAAGUCUCUGGGUCUCUGUAUUCUAGUCGGUCCGCCUAUCUAAACUAUCAAGUGGCUUCACUUUUAAGUUCUGAAUUUCUUUAUGGUAUUGGGACUUUUAGGAUAAACUCCUUGAAAAUGUAUGUGAAUGGGGCUCCACUUUCAAGGGAUAGAAACAAAGAUAUUUAUAAAUUGAGAUCCAAAAUUAUCAAGACCGAAUUUUGGCUUAAAGUUAUAGCUAGAACUGAGGCUACUUCAAAGCCGUUCAAAGUAAACUCUUUGAUUCUUAUUUUUCAUUCUUUAAACAGAAUAUCUUUCCAAAUUCCGUAACUACCCGCUUCGCUUUUUUCAUGUUGUACAGUUAAAUUGUAUAUAGAACGAAAUUUUUAGCUCUAAGUUUAACGAUUAAUGAAAUCUUUUCGUUUUUAGCUUUUGUAUUGUGUAUUUUUUUUCGGUUUAUGUUUUUUUAUUGGCUAAAGCAGCUACGCAUAUUGUAUAGAUUGUGUGCGUUUUAUUGGCCUAAUGUUACGAUAAGCAAUAUAAAUAUAUAUGCAUUAUAUAUACAUGUAUGUGUGUAUGUAUGUAUACAUAUAACUACAUAAAGUUACUGCAUUUGAGACCAACAUGCUCAUCUAAAGAAAAAAAAAACAAAUAAAAAGUAAACUUAAAUUGAAUUAAAUUUAAAAUCUUAAAAUUAACCGAUUUAGCUUAGUUAGUUAGUGUUAAGUUGGUGUGGCAAAAUACAUUUUUAGUAAUGUUAAAGCAGAAUACAGAAAAACGAACAUAAAAACCUAAAGCAUUUAAUAUUCCAAAAUAAUCUCAUAUAAAUACUGCCAUUAAGAAACAAGAAAAAAAGAAAAGAAUGGAAAAAAAAAAAUGAAAAG